GCAGUGUUUGACAAGGAACAUCACUUUCAUCACAUGAGGUCGUCGACUCGUCGGCAAUCAAAUCCCAGGUGCGUUUUAGUGUGUGUGUGUGUGUAUAUAUGCAGAGUGCUGCCCAUCAAAUCCCUACCAAAAUCCACAUCCUGAAAUCUCAAACAAAACACACACCAAGAAACACAAUCAUGGUCAUGGACUACCAUUUCUUAGUCUUUUCUAGCCUAGCGGCUAUCAUCUACGGCGCCCUGCGAGUUUCCUAUUCCAUUUGGUGGAAGCCCAAGUCCCUGGAGAGGAAGUUGAAGCAGCAGGGAAUCACAGGGACGUCCUACAAACCGCUGCUCGGGGAUAUGAAGGACUUCAUCAAGCACAUAACCGAAUCAUGGUCCAAACCCAUCAAUCUGAACCAUCAGAUUGCAGGCCGGGUCGACCCAUUUACGCUGAACAUCGUCCAGAAGUAUGGAAAUGUGGCUAUGUUCUGGUUUGGGAAAACACCAAAGGUGAUCAUCAAAGACCCAGAGCUGAUACAAGAGGUGCUCUCCAACAAGCUUGGCCAUUUCGGGAAGCCGCCUUUGAACCCACUUAUCCUCAUCCUUGCCAGAGGGUUGACGGUUCUGGAAGGUGAGAAAUGGGCUAAACACAGGAAGAUCAUCAAUCCUGCUUUCCACCUUGAGAAGCUCAAGGGUAUGUUGCCUGCAUUUGGGCUCAGUUGCAGCAACAUGAUAGCACAAUGGAACGAAAUGGUUGGUCCUCAGGGAACUUGUGAAGUGGAUGCCUGGCCUGAGCUUCAGAAGCUCACCAUGGAUGCUAUCUCAAGGGCUGCAUUUGGUAGCAGCUAUGAACAAGGGAAGAAGAUCUUUCAGCUUCAGAAAGAACUGAUUUUGCUGGUUAUGGAAGCCAUGCAGACCUUGUACAUUCCUGGGUUCAGGUUUUUGCCAACCAAGAAGAAUCUGAGGAGGAAAACACUGGACAGAGAGAUAACGUCAACGCUGAGAGGUAUAAUUGAGGAAAAGCAGAACGCCAUGAGAGCUGGGGAAUCAAGAACUGAUGACUUGCUGGGGCUUCUCUUGCAGUCAAAUGAACAGAACAACCAAUCAGAAAGCACGAGUAGCAAGAAAGGUGACCAUGGUUUGACAAUAGAAGAGGUUAUAGAGGAAUGUAAGGUAUUCUAUGUGGCAGGUCAAGAGACAACCUCAAGCUUGCUAACAUGGACGAUGAUAGUUCUAGCUAUGCACCCAGACUGGCAAGAAAAAGCAAGACAGGAAGUUAUGCAAGUUUGUGGGAAGGAUGAAGAACCGACUUUUGAAGCCCUGACCCACCUCAAGAUUGUGAGUUUGUUGGUUUUAGCUUAACGGUUUUCGGACUAUGAUCGGUAUGGUUAAUCAGACAAUAGCAACCAAUUAGUCACCAUUGCUGAAAGGUUCCUAGUAUGCUCUGUGUCUUCACAUGACAUUAAUUCUACCCUUUCACUGCAGGUGACAAUGAUACUAAAUGAAGUACUAAGGCUAUAUCCACCAGCAAUUGCUCUCUACCAACAUACUUACAGAGAGACAAAGAUCGGAAACCUGUCACUGCCAGCAGGGGUUGAUGUAACUCUGCCCAUACUGCUCAUUCAUCACGAUACUCAGCUUUGGGGGAACGAUGCAGAUGAAUUCAAACCAGAAAGAUUCUCUGAAGGAGUUGCAAAGGCAUCAUCUAAACAUCGACUGGCCUUCUUUCCUUUCGGCUGGGGACCAAGGACCUGUAUAGGCCAACAGUUUGCCAUAUUAGAAGCUAAGAUGGCUCUGGCUAUGAUUCUGCACAAUUUCUCGUUUAAGCUCUCACCUUCUUAUGCACAUGCCCCCAAUACUGUUAUGUUGCUUCAACCACAGCAUGGAGCUCAACUGAUCCUCCACAAACUCUAAGGAUUCCAGAGUUGCUGGUGCAAUCUUCUCCUGUAUGGACUUCAAUAUAUAAUAAUAAUAAUAAUAAUAAUAAUAAUAAUAAUAAUAAUGUUUGGCCAACGACAUAUUAGAG
Molecule: messenger RNA, 2007 nt
Organism: Linum tenue
Lineage: Eukaryota; Viridiplantae; Streptophyta; Magnoliopsida; Malpighiales; Linaceae
Source: the annotation of a GenBank genome assembly